GGCAGACCCGGCAACAUUUCUCGGUUGUAUUUGUGGUAGAUUAGCCGAGAGGACCCGAGUCCAUUCGCGCAAAUUGUUUUAUUGUCCUCGUCGGUGUAAAGUCAAUACUCUUUCACUCAUGUAAUCUUAACAAAAGCGUGCAUCAUUGCCGCGAACAAAGAAAAUCGGCGACGUUUUACGACAUCGCAUUCCGGCUUCGCCCGGCAACCAGGCAGCUGCCAGUCAUCCGAUGAGUUUAAAAAGAGUGCCGCGGAGUCCCAAGCUACCAGAACCCAACCUUCAGAGCUCUUUACCGCACCAGAAGCCUAACUAAAACAACAACUGAGACGAAGAUGAGGACGUGUGUGUUGCAGUGUUGCCUGACCCUGCUGGGUUUGUCUCUGGUGCUGUGCAGUAACGGCGUCUCUUCUCAGCCGGACCUGGAUCUGCGACACCGCAGACUUCUGCAAAGAGUUCAGGCCCUUGGCGUGGCUGCACAGGAGUGGACUAAGAAUGAUCUGAAGGCCAUUCUAGCCCAGCUCACCAUGCCCGAGUCAGAGUUUCAGGAGAGCGAUGUUUCUACUCUGGGGACGAAACAAGAUCUCACAGUGGAAUUAGAGCGAUCAGCAGAAGAUCCCAACAGCCUUCCACCUCGAGAGCGAAAAGCAGGCUGCAAGAACUUCUACUGGAAAGGAUUCACUUCCUGCUGAAGUGCUGCCUCUCUUGUCACAUGACCCAACACUGGCCACUCCAGGGUCACUGCUGCUGAAUGGCCCCGCCUUCACCUGUGACCCACCAGUGAGGUCGAAUCAGUAGCUGAUUUCUAUCAAUUAAUCAUAUCAAUCAGAUUCAGUUG
Messenger RNA from Ictalurus furcatus (blue catfish), 835 nucleotides. It is a transcript of the gene sst1.2, whose product is annotated as somatostatin 1, tandem duplicate 2. Gene Ontology annotation, cellular component: extracellular region. The transcript is spliced from 2 exons. The coding region runs from base 333 to 689 and encodes 118 amino acids. The record is from RefSeq and is a predicted model, not a curated record. Gene Ontology annotation, molecular function: hormone activity. Gene Ontology annotation, biological process: regulation of cell migration. NCBI's taxonomy places the organism in Eukaryota, Metazoa, Chordata, Actinopteri, Siluriformes, Ictaluridae.